AUGGCCGGCCAACUUGUUCCCUACUGGCCCGAGUCACGUAGCCAUGAUGCCAUGAACAUGUGCGACUCCAUCAAGUCCAGCCCUCAGGCUUGCACUUGCGCCACGCCGUGGGCUUGCCAGCACCAGCGUCAGGCUGUGAAACAAGAAUUCUCGGCGCUGCGACGCAUGUCAUCAUCGAUAAACUAUGACUGCAAGCGCCCCUCUCCCAUACGCAGGGCACUGCGCGGGGUGGUGGAGUGGAGAGGAGUCUAA
Molecule: messenger RNA, 252 nt
Organism: Pyrenophora tritici-repentis Pt-1C-BFP
Lineage: Eukaryota; Fungi; Ascomycota; Dothideomycetes; Pleosporales; Pleosporaceae
Source: RefSeq, a predicted model, not a curated record